Messenger RNA from Aspergillus calidoustus, 3159 nucleotides. Lineage: Eukaryota; Fungi; Ascomycota; Eurotiomycetes; Eurotiales; Aspergillaceae. The record is from the annotation of a GenBank genome assembly.
AUGGAUAGACUAGCUCAGAUCACCAAUCCCGCCUUCAAGGAGGUCUUUGACCUGCUCAGCAGCCACGGCGAGCUAGGGACCUUCGUAUCAAUGGGAUUCGAGUUGAUAUUCGCACAGUCGGAGGACGAGGACCCAUUCGCAGGGCUUGAUGAGCAACGCCGAACCCUCAGGUCCUUGGUGACGCUUUCCGUGUAUCUGCGAAAGUUUAAAGAUCUAGCCCAGAGCAUUCUGAAAGAUGAUGACAAUCCAAGUGACACAAUGGGCCCGGAGACUUAUUUCGACGGGGGUGCGUUCAUGAUGGCCUUUCGCUUCAUGCAGGGAAACGGGGUCGAGAACUGGAAGAAGCGCGUCUUGUCCCUGGCGGCAGCAACCAGCUGCCUCAAGCUCGCUGGAUCCCUGACCCCGGCCGACCAGCCUUCCAAGCGAGCGAUCCGGGCCUACUGGCUAAGCGGUAUCCACGAGCACCUGUUUGACCUGAGUCCGGAUCUCGAGCAGAUUGCCGCCUCCAUCGUGGAGACCGAGCGAGCGCUCGCCGUUGCCCCCAAUCACCCCGAGAGCGGAAUCUGGCGCGGUGCGCUUGCCUCCCGGCUCUUCAAGCAGCACGAGCUAUCGCAAAAUAAGGAGCACUUGGGCAAGGCAUUUGGGAUCAUCCGGGAGCUCAUCGCGCACGAGCACACGGCCGGAAUGGCGGCGACUGCGCAUCUGCUGGCUAUUUCGCUGCACAGGCAUUACGAGCGCACUGGGGACACCGAGUCCCUCGAGGCAGCCACCACCUUUGUAGAGCGCGCAGCUAGAGCAGCCGAGCUGUCAUGGGGCUUGCCAGAGAUUGGAAUCGAGUCGGACAAGUUCACACGGAUCACGUAUAUCAACUCCAAGGCCGCGGCAUCCCCGCCCGUGAAUCAUACGCUGAGCGCAAUCUCUCUAUCGCGGUACAUCCGAUACCGCGACAUGAAGGAUCUGGAGAGGGGAAUCUCGAUCACGGAGCGUGCCCUGCGUUCGACCGCAGAGGAAAGCUCUAGAUACCCGGUCCUUUCGACAUCGCUGGGGAGGAUGCUGUUACACCGGUACCUUGUGAGCAAAGACACCGCAGACCUCGACAAGGCCAUCUCAUCUGCCGACUCGGCGAUCGAGCGCUACAACGCUCUCAUGGAAACGGACUCGGUUUACACGGCGCUGGCUGCGGGUCGAGGCCAGUCUCAGGCCCACAAGCUUCGAGGCGAUCUCUAUGCAAUAAAAUGGGAGCUACGACACUACUUCUCCGAGGGGUACGGGGCGCGAUUGCAUUACCAAAUCGCUCUGGGAUGGUCAGCCGACGACCACGAGCACUAUCGCGAGCAGUACGAGUGUCUGCAUAGUCUCGCAAAACACAUCAGCAACGAGAAGGGCCAUGAGACCAUGAGGGCGUCCGAGACGGAGGUCGACUUGCUGGGAGCUCUGUUCAGAGUUGUCGACAGCAAAGCCGCGCCGGCCCUCGUCCGGAUCCAGUCUGCCCGUCUCGCUCUCCGCCUGCUCGGCCAAAACAGCAGCUGGGAAGAGGCAAGUUCCAGCGCACAGGGCGCAUUGAAGCUCCUGUCGCAAAUCUGCGUGCGGUUCAUGAAGCGCGAGGAUCAGCAGUACGCUAUUGCGCAGACGUCGGGGCUCGCUGCCGAUGCGUGCUCGGUCGCACUCAAGGCUGGGAAUGUACAGCGGGCGUUGGAAGUUGUCAAAUUCGGCCGGGGCCUGAUUUUGGGAUACCUUAUGGACGCGCGCUCGGAGCUCAUUUGGUUGCGGAGCAAGGACCCAGGGCUGGCAGACCGCUACGAGGGGCUCCUGGCGAGGGCUGCUCGCCCCAUAUCGACCGACUCUCGUGAGCGGCAGGAAGACCUAUUAAGGCAGCGGGUGGACGCUGUUACCCAGCUUGAAGAUACCCUAGAGGAGCUCCAAUCCAAGGGGUUCUUCGUACAGCCUACGCCCGCCGAGCUGCAGCGCCAUGCCGCCACGGGACCCAUCAUCAUUGUCAACCUCACGGACAUUGGAAGCGAUGCUAUCAUACACGCCAGCGACACUAUCCGCGCAGUGCCCCUCCCAGAAAUGAUGGCCGGGGAAGUUCCUUCGAGGCUCAGGGCGCGGAUCGGUAGCUUCCGAGGCCUGGACAUCCGAGGCGAGAUAGCGGACCGUGAUCUCGCAACCGAUCUGGAAGACAGUAAAUCCACGGAUAGUGACUUGCUCAACUGGCUGUGGAGCACGUGCGUGCAAAAGGUGCUCGUCGAGCUCAGAACAAUGGGGGCGCUGCUGUCUCGAGACACUCGGGUCUGGAGGAUUGGAACUGGCGUCGCCAGCGGGCUCCCUUUCCAUGCGGCGGGACGCCCCGAAGCAGGCUCCAUGGAGAACACGCUGGAUCAUUGCAUCCCGUCGUAUACACCCGGUAUAAAAGCCCUCGGCUAUGCACGCGAGUGUGCGGCCCGAGUCGCACAGUCGAAGCCUACACCAACACCGACAUCCAUUCUUAUCGUUGCAAUGCCUACAACUCCCGGCCACAGCCCUCUGGCCGGAGUACGCGCAGAAACCACAGCAAUCCAGGGUUUGGCGCAGACACACAUCUCCGUUGGAAGCGGGGACCAAGUCCCGUACGCGACCAAAACCCUCGAGCAUCCAUCCCAAGCAGCCACCCUUGGCGAGAUGGGAAGCCACGACAUUAUCCAUUUCGCAUGUCACGGCGCCUCUGACCCCGCCGACCCAUCAGGCAGCCACCUCCUUCUCCAGAAACCGUGCGGAGAAUCUGGACCUGGACAGCACAGCCCCAAAGUCGCCGCCGUCGUCGACCCGCUCACGGCAUCCGCCAUCUCAACCUCCAACUCCCUGGGCCGCGUAUGGAUCGCCUACCUGUCCGCGUGCUCCACGGCACAGGUCACAGCGGACGCAUUUAUCGACGAGAACAUCCACCUCGCGAGUGCAUUCCAGGUUGCGGGGUUUGCGCAUGUCAUUGGGACCUUGUGGCGUGCGGAUGACGGGGCCUGUGUGCAGCUGGCAGUGUCGUUCUACAGGGCGCUCGCCAAGAGGCGCGAUAUGAGUGCGGCCGGGUCGGUUGCGAGUGCCCUGAGAGAAUCCGUGCUCGAGCUGCGGCGGUGUUUUGCCGAGAGGCCGAGUUCGUGGGCGCCGUUUGUGCAUUUUGGUGCUUGA